UUUUUGUCAAGUAAUUACUUCGGGAGAUGCCUUCUGGGGUUGGUAGCUUCUUCUCCGAACUGCCAUAAAAAAGCCACGAACUCGUUGCAAGUCAACUCGGCAGGCUUGAACUAUAAUCUUAAUUUUAGUCUGUUAGGCGGCUUUUGAAAUGGAUUUGGAAUGGCUGGGGGAGUUUUUGAAGGGGAUGGUGAAGCCCUUGGCUGCCACGGUGGUGGUGCUCAUGGCGGUGGUCUUGUCGUUUAUGCAGAAGCUUGGACUGGAGGGUGAGAUGGUUUAUUCGAUUAUCAGGGCCUUUCUUCAGCUGUCUGUAAUUGGGUUUGUUCUUCAGUUUAUUUUUAACCAGGAAAACACUGGCUGGAUCCUUCUUGCCUAUCUCUUCAUGGUAUGUGUUGCUGGAUACACAGCCGGUCAACGAGCCAAGCACGUCCCUUGUGGAAAGUAUGUAGCUGGAGCUUCAAUCCUGGCUGGAACAGCAGUGACGAUGUUCCUGCUUGUUAUUUUAAACGUUUUCCCUUUCACUCCACGAUACAUCAUCCCUGUCGCUGGGAUGAUGGUUGGAAAUGCCAUGACUGUAACUGGGGUUACCAUGAAAAGACUUCGAGAUGACAUCAAGAUUCAAAUGAAUCUGGUGGAGACAGCAUUGGCCCUUGGCGCAACACCUCGGCAAGCAACUCUUCAGCCGGUGAGAAGGGCUUUGGUUAUUGCUCUUUCUCCAGUACUGGACAAUGCCAAAACGGUGGGACUAAUAUCUCUUCCAGGGGCAAUGACCGGGCUUAUAAUGGGAGGAGCUUCUCCCCUAGAGGCCAUUCAGUUACAGAUUGUGGUAAUGAACAUGCUUAUAGGUGCAUCAACUGUAAGCAGCAUCAUGUCGACAUACCUUUCAUGGCCUGCUUUCUUUACUAAAGCUUGUCAAUUGGAAACCAAGGUAUUCUCUUUGGAUUGAAACAUUGAAUCGAAAUUUGAGGCUCUGUUGAUGUGAACAGUGAGCAUAUACCGUAUUGAUGGAAAUGUAUAAAAUGUGUUUCUGGGUUACUCUGCUUCCCCAACAAGGCCAAGGCUUGUGAAAGUUCCUAGAAAAUUUUGAGAAACUAAUAGCAAAAUACUAUCAA
Molecule: messenger RNA, 1109 nt
Organism: Tripterygium wilfordii
Lineage: Eukaryota; Viridiplantae; Streptophyta; Magnoliopsida; Celastrales; Celastraceae
Product: protein ALUMINUM SENSITIVE 3
Exons: 3
Coding region: 149-943 (264 amino acids)
Biological process (GO): response to aluminum ion
Source: RefSeq, a predicted model, not a curated record